AUGCCCCAUUACAUGGAGCUCAUGCUCAACAUGAAAAGCGCAUCGUCGGUCGGUGUCAUUCGCAUCAUGCGCUUGCUGCGCGUCGCGCGCAUCCUGAAACUCUCACGUUAUACGUCGUCGAUUCAAACGUUCAUGCGCGCGAUGGCGCUCAGUGCCAAGCCCCUUUUUAUGCUCCUCUUCUUGAUGGCCAUCGCCAUGAUGGUGUUUUCAAGCGCAGUGUACUUUGCAGAGUACACGGAAAGCGGGUGUCGACUGGCGCAAUACUCCAAAGUGUGCUCGCCCAACCAAGUGCCACUGCCCCCCGACCCGUGCUGCGACCCCAAUCCCUUUUACAGCAUUGCGGCGUCGUUUUGGUGGUGCAUCGUGUCAAUGACCACGGUUGGGUACGGCGACGACGUGCCCGUGACGCCCCUCGGGAAGCUCAUUGCGUCCUUCACGAUGAUGUCGGGCAUGCUCAUCCUCGCCUUGCCGAUCAGCGUCAUUGGCUCUAACUUUCAGCAAGUCAUGAAGCAGGCACUCCAGUCAACGAUGAAGAAGAACAUGGCGCUGCUCACGGGCAAAGGCGUCCUGCGGCGACACGAAAUCAAAGAGAUCUUACGCAGCUACAACGUCGUCGGCGAGCACAUUGACAUCAACCCGGACGAGCUCAUUGCACUGUACGACACCAACCACACGGGGACUCUGGAAGACAACGAGCUGCUGUGCUUCAAGAAGGACCUCGAAGACUUGCACAAGACGAUGGAAACGCAUCAUAUGCACAUUGCACCGACGCUUCACGACAAGUCGCGACGGUUCACGCAAGCUACAACGCUCUCCCGACUACAGCAGGCGGCGGAUGAGAAGGACGAGCACAUGGACAUGCUCGAUGAACUUAUCGAGAUGCGGCUUCUCGAGUCCGAAGUGCGCAUUGAAGCGCAGCUCAACAAAAUCGUUACCCUCCUCUCGGUCCUUGAGAAGCGCGUCGAACUCCUCCAAAUGUCCUAG
Molecule: messenger RNA, 984 nt
Organism: Saprolegnia parasitica CBS 223.65
Lineage: Eukaryota; Oomycota; Saprolegniomycetes; Saprolegniales; Saprolegniaceae
Exons: 7
Coding region: 1-984 (327 amino acids)
Biological process (GO): potassium ion transmembrane transport
Cellular component (GO): membrane
Molecular function (GO): voltage-gated potassium channel activity
Source: RefSeq, a predicted model, not a curated record